AUGGUCGAGAUCCAGCCGGAUCAGCUUAUGGAAGGCGGUCUACCUCCUGCUAGAGCAGGAGCAGGAGGCGAUGGCCUCCUCAGACUCACAGGAGGAUCAAAAUCCAGAGGAGAAUUGUCGUUCAGAGGAGGGGACGCUCCGUCCAGAAGAACAGGGCGACCCAGAGAAAAAGCACCAUCUGGAAGAAAAGCACCAUCCGUGGGAAAGGCCGCAUAUCGGGGAGGUCAAUUCGGUCGUGCUGGAAGAAGCCAUAUGGAUUAUGGUGGGGUUGACCCAUCGAACCCUGCCGUAGGUCGUCAACUGGACCCUGCAGUCAGUCGCCGGCAAGUUACUGUUAGAGGUAGUCAACCGAGUGCAGCUAGGAGCAUUCGAUCAGUUCCUUCGACCAGAAGCAUAUCAUUGCUCGAGAGAGACCCAGGUGAAGCAGUGCUGUCCCCGCCAGCGGCUGAUGGAAUGCCACUUCGAAGACCUCGAUCUACAACAACUCAACCUGCAAGGAGUCGAUGUCAGAAAUGUGGACCUAGGUUGGGGUCACUACUAUGUCUAGGGCGGCGAUUUACUUCUCCCACUCCCAGCCCAACGCGUUCAUGUCCCUCUCCUGCUCUCGACCCUAGACGUCCAUCUAACAGUAUACCCAGUCAAUCACUUAGGAAUGCAACCAUGGCUAACCCUCCGAAGGGACCUUCCGAUAUUUCUCUAAUAACUCCUCCUCGGUUGGAGCGACCUGGAAGCAGCUUAUUUAGAGACCAAACUGCGCCUGGGGCAGGAUGUCAACGAGACAAAUCUCGCGCGGUCCAACCUUCUCAAAAAUCCUAUGAAGUACGUUCUACACCUCCCUAUGCUAGUCUGGAUGAUUCGAUUGGUGAUCAACAGAUCGUUAGAGCGCAAUCUGCCCGCAGCCUGCAAGUGGUGCCACUAUAUCAGGGCGCAACUGCACCAGGAUGUGCCGCUCGAGCAGGAACAGCCCAAGCAGGGAAAGCUCAAGUGGGUACAAUUCAAGCAGACCCAUCUCGGGGUACAGCGGCGCCUGAAAGACAAAUUAGCUCGGCCAUGGCAAAAAAACAAAAAUCCACCUCUCGGGCUGGGUUCCAAGCAGCAGCUGCACCGCAGUCGGGAGGUGCUGGACGUGCAAUCGAGGUUACACCUCCCGCAGGUGAAAUUCCAGCUAGCCGUGCAACAAGACCUGCAGAAAGAGUGCAAACCCGACCCGUACCAUAUUUGCCUCAUUUUCCGGAAGCACCUCAGGUUGGUGAGACUACGGAACCCUACAGAAGUCUGACUAUAAGAACGUCGAUAAAAGGAUCCUCCUCAUCCAAGAAGAAGAAGAGUAAGAAAUCCACUACGGCCCAGCCUCAAGCAGCGUCUAUUGAAUCGGUUAAGUCUCAAUCAUCCCUGAGAAGACAGCGACCUUCUACAGUUCGAUCCGAUGCUGCCUCCGUUCCAUUAACUAGAUCUCAACCGUCCCUGAAAAGAGAGCAGCCUUCUGUAGCUCAAUCCGAAACUGCCCGCAUUACAUCACUUAGGACACAGUCUUCCCUGAGAAGAGAGCAACCUUCUGCAGCUCAACCCGAAGCUGUCUCCAUUAUAUUAGCUAGGUCUCUGUCGUCCUUGAGAAGGGAGCGACCUUCUGCAGCUCAGUCUGAAGCUGCGUCCUUUGUAUCACCUCGGCCCUCGUCGUCUACUUCGUCCAUUGCAGCGGCUGAACCCUUAUCGUUCAACCGAAGUAAAGGAACCUCUGUAGUCCAGUCUCCAAGUGCGUCCACUGGGUGUGCUGGGUGCCCGACAUCAUCUGGCACUGCAGGCCAAUGGAGAGGUGCAGAUGAGUUACGCCAAGAUAGAUUCCAAGAUGCUGUACAAGCCGCUAAAACCUGGGCCACCUCCGACAGGGCUCCAGCUAACAGGACUCGAGGCUCAAGGACAAGUGGAGAUGGAAGCUGGAGGGAUAGUGACAGAUUCAGUCAACAAUCAAGCCCAAGUACAACCUUGCGUCGAUCUUCAAUCUCAGGUCGAGUUACACCACCUAAGAUGAUAUCAGUGACAGAGCGGAUACGACGUCAAGAAGAGAUCAUACGUGCACAACAGGCUAGCGGGUUUAGGGCGACUAUUGGGUCGCCAAACUCACCCGCAACAAGACCGGUCCAACCAUCGUCAGGGAUUUCGCCCGAUGUCGGCGCCAGUUCGCUGACUCAGCUCGAUCCAUAA
Endocarpon pusillum Z07020 is the source of this 2202-nucleotide messenger RNA. RefSeq lists its product as uncharacterized. The transcript has a single exon. Bases 1 to 2202 code for a protein of 733 amino acids. Lineage: Eukaryota; Fungi; Ascomycota; Eurotiomycetes; Verrucariales; Verrucariaceae. The record is from RefSeq and is a predicted model, not a curated record.